Fusarium pseudograminearum CS3096 is the source of this 534-nucleotide messenger RNA. RefSeq lists its product as uncharacterized. The record is from RefSeq and is a predicted model, not a curated record. Lineage: Eukaryota; Fungi; Ascomycota; Sordariomycetes; Hypocreales; Nectriaceae. The transcript has a single exon. The coding region runs from base 1 to 534 and encodes 177 amino acids.
AUGUUUCUCACACCUCUCUCAUCCCUCCGCGUCUCAAAACAUCUCAUACCAGCAAAUAAUCUCAUUCCCAACUGCAGCAUCCAGCAAAAGCCCCUCCUCCAUUACCACGGCGCCUUCCAACGCCCCAUCUCAGCGUCAAAGAUCGAAGCGCACCUCGCGUCAAUCGGCGCGGUGGAACCACAAUGGCGCUACACAAUGUACAGCCAGACGCACUUCCACAGCACAUCCCACGAGGUCCUCUGCAUUAGUCACGGCAGGGCCCGGCUGUGCUUUGGCGGCGAGGAGAGCGAUGGGCGCGUUGAGCCUGUCGUGGAGCAGGGCGACGUUGUCAUUGUGCCUGCGGGCGUUGGACAUCGGCUGUUGGAGGAUUUGGAUGGUGGGUUUGAAAUGGUAGGGAGUUACCCUCAGGGAUGCGAUUGGGACAUGUGCUAUGGACACAAGGGAGAGGAGAUCAAGGUUAAUGCCAUUAAGAAUAUGGAAUGGUUUCGGAAAGAUCCUGUCUAUGGGGAUGAGGGACCUGCCAUGGGGGUGUGA